ACCGGCAGCGGUUAAUUCCUCGAUGUGCGACCUUGACCACGAGUAACAUUUAAUAAUCAGUAAAACGCUAUCUAGAGAUUAUGUAUAUAUGCGUACAAAUAUAAACGAUAUCGGUAACCUCAAAACAUUGAAAAUAAACCACAUUCAGCAAAGAUUUGGCAAACUUUCACCUUUAAUAUUAGUCACAAAAAGAGAAAUAUGCGUAUAUUUAGUUUCGCUAAAGUUGACUUUCGUACUGUGUUUAAUUACUCUAGGAGAUUACUGUCAACAACAAUAUGUAACUUGCAAUAACAGUACUCGUCGCCUUGAAGGCAUUGGAAGGGCCACGAAUCUUGUCAAUUCCGUUAGGGACGCUUUAUUCGAAUGCUGAAAUGAAGAAAGGAAUAGCUUCCUCGAAGGGAUGGUAAACAACUCCAUCCUUCUUUGGCGCGUUGCAAGGUCUCUAAGAAAUGCGAGGAGAAAGCGGCAGUUUUUGUAUACAUCAUGGAAAAACAGUUCUCUCCUAAUUACGACUUGGAUAACGACCUUGAUGAAGAAGGACACAACCAUAGAUUGGUUAGAAGCUAUUUCAGAACGGUGGCACACUUAGCAGCGUAGAACCCCUCCUAGAUAUUCCGCAUUGCACUCCUGCGCAACUUCACGAUCAUAUCAAAGACCUUAAGAAGCACUACAAUGACAACUACAGGCCUAUAGCUCUGCAUUCUGUUAUAAAUAAGGGCAUGGAGAGGUGCAUAAAUCUGGAGUACCUUGAACGUCACACUUGAUUAGCGACAGUAUGGUUUCCGGUACCACAGCGAUCCUCGGGGGACCUCCUAGCUUACGCUACGCAACUGUGGAGUGAACUCAUCCAGUCCUAUGGAACGAAAAGUGAUGGUGAAAGGACAAAACAUAAACGUUGUGAAAGCAGGUGAUGGACCACAUAAGCUCAUUUGUUGUCCGGGAGCAUUGGGCACCAUAUGGACCGAUUUCAAACCACAAAUAGAGGGCCUCGAUAGAAAUAUAUUCACAGUUAUAGUUUGGGAUCCUCCAGGAUAUGGAAAAAGCAGGCCGCCAGAGAGAAUUUUCGAUUUCACUAUGUAUGAGAGUGAUGCUGAUGCAACUCAUGAUUUAAUGCAGGCGCUCGAAUAUGAUAAGUAUUCGGUUCUUGGGUGGAGUGACGGGGGUCAUUCAGGAAUGAUCACAGCUGCCAAAUAUCCAGAUCAUGUUGAAAAACUAGUUGUGUGGGCCACCAAUGCUUUUAUCACAGAACAGGAGAAGGAGGUCUUCCGAAAAAUGAUUGACAUUAGUGCUUGGUCCGAACAGAUGAAAGCACCAUUCAUAGAAGUAUAUACCGAAGAAAUUUUCCAAGAUAUGUGGCGUAAAUGGUGCAAUAACUUAAUAGAAGUGGAGAAAAAUGGUGGAAAUAUAUGCACACAUUUAUUGCCUCAUAUAAAAUGUCCCACUUUCAUUCUACACGGUGAUAAAGAUCCAAUGAUAUUACCAGAACAUGCAUCGCAUUUAGCCUCUAAGAUAAAAAUAUCAAAGGUACUUAGGUUUCCGGAAGGGAAGCACAAUCUUCAUUUGAAAUACUCAGACGAAUUCAAUGGACUAGUUACGGAGUUUCUACUGCAGGAAUAUAAGUAGAUCAGAUCAGAACAUAUUACAUACUAUAAAAUUUCAACUAGGUGUAGUGUAUUCAAAUUCCAUUUACACCAUGUUAAAACAAACAUGAGCAGCCGAUCGCCGCUUUCGUUCGCUUGCGCUAUCACGCCGAGGCAUUUAUGACUCACUGGUCAAUAUGAGCGCGCUAAUUUGAACGUUGGGCGCUGACAUUUGUUUUGACAGGGCGUUAAUGCGAUUUGAAUACAUAUAGUUGUAAUUAUUAUAAAAAUACCCAACCAUAACGUGUUUCUGAAAAUCAAGAGGAGACUGUUAGUCGAUAUAGUAAUACGAAAAUGUAUAAAUUAUGUGAUAUAGUAAUAAAUCUUUUUAAUUUUAUAUAGAUUGUAACUUGAUCAAACAGCAGCCCUUAAAUAUACUUUUGUCAUUCUUUUAAAGGGUAUAAUUAUAAUGUUAGAUAACCUAUUCCUGUUUAGCCUGUUUACCUGACCGUUGACCUAGCCCAAUCGUAGCAACUGCCACACCAAUUUUGUUUUUAAUAUGUAACCAACAGUUUCAAAA
Acanthoscelides obtectus is the source of this 2160-nucleotide messenger RNA. NCBI's taxonomy places the organism in Eukaryota, Metazoa, Arthropoda, Insecta, Coleoptera, Chrysomelidae. The record is from the annotation of a GenBank genome assembly.